GAGACAGUUUGAUAAUCUGUGGAGAAAAUUAAUUAAUUAUCUGACAGUUAUCCUUCGUAUCUGUUGUAGAUAUUUUUGAGUUUUUAGAGGAAUAUCGUCGGAUAAUCUGAUUUAGAAAAAUAUGGCUGCAGUGCUGAACCACGCAUUGAGGAGAUUCUUCCAAACAUCUGCCCAGCGGGCAGUCCAAAUCGAGGGACAUUCAGCAGUGUCUGGCAUCCAUGAGGGGGGCUACAAACCAUGGAAGAAACUUACGUUCUUUGUCGCAUUCCCUUCGAUUAUUUUGUGUGCUGUAAACUGCUACAUGGUUCACCAAGAUCAUGCCAAACAUCCACAUGAGAAGAAGUUCGUCAAAUACGAAUAUCUGGCAAUACGUAGCAAGAGGUUCCCUUGGGGCGAUGGCAACCAUAGUUUUGUCCAUAACCCCAAGGUAAACGCCCUCCCUGACGGCUAUGAAGCAUAAGCAACAUUCGUAUAAUGGUAGUUGUUUAGUCAGUCCAGUUAUUGUUCAAUUAAUUCCUUAUUUAUAUUAAACUAGCUCACAAA
Dendroctonus ponderosae (mountain pine beetle) is the source of this 543-nucleotide messenger RNA. It is a transcript of the gene levy, whose product is annotated as cytochrome c oxidase subunit 6A2, mitochondrial. The coding region runs from base 122 to 460 and encodes 112 amino acids. Gene Ontology annotation, cellular component: mitochondrial inner membrane. Lineage: Eukaryota; Metazoa; Arthropoda; Insecta; Coleoptera; Curculionidae. The transcript is spliced from 2 exons. The record is from RefSeq and is a predicted model, not a curated record. Gene Ontology annotation, biological process: mitochondrial electron transport, cytochrome c to oxygen. Gene Ontology annotation, molecular function: enzyme regulator activity.